CACAAUCUACCGCAAGUGACCCGUAUCAAGGUCGAAAGCCAGUUAGAUUGCAUGGAGGUCGGUUUGAAAUGAGAUCUAGCAACAGCCGCACCGAGUACCGGAGUCAUUGUGAUGGCUCGGUGUGGCGUGUGCAAUAGAGUCGGCACGCAAAUGCGUGCUUUCAAGCUUCCGCGAAAUGAUAGCUUCGGUACAUGCUGACCCUGUCAGAACGCCUCCGGCACUACACGAAGAAGUGGAGACUUGCAGGAAUAUAUGAAAGUCAAUCCUUCCGCAAAUUGAUCGACAACCAGAAGCUAGACAACGUCAAACAUGGCCACGCAAGACUCAUCUUUGGAAUCUGGCAGUGAUGUCGAGAUUGAGAGGCGCGAUUAUCCAACAAAAUGGUAUCGAAGCACACUCUUCAACAUGACCAUCCUUGGUCUUUGCAACUUCUCGGCCCCUGGCAUUUGGGGUGCGAUGAACUCGCUGGGAGCUGGUGGAGCUCAAUCGCCUCAUCUUGUGAACGCUGGUAAUGCGCUUACUUUCUGCUUGAUGGUGGUUAGUUGCUACUUCAGCAGUGCCAUCGUGCACUACAUUGGCAUCAAGGGGGCGUUGAUCUUUGGAACAAUUGGCUAUGCCCCUUACGCAGCAGCUCUGUACACGAACAACCGUUUCGGCACAGAGUGGUUUAUCUACCUCGGAAGCGCACUUUGCGGUAUUUCUGCCGGCGUCUUCUGGAUGGCUGAAGCCGCCAUUGCCAUAGCAUAUCCUGAGCCCUGGAACAAGGGCAAAGCGCUUGGUUACUGGCUCACCUUUCGCUUGGGUGGGCAGAUCCUGGGUGGUGCUAUCAAUCUUGGACUCAACGCGGACCGCGACCAAGCUGGCAGUGUUUCGUACACUGUUUACCUCAUCUUCAUUGCGCUGCAGUGCAUUGGCCCCUUCGUUGGUAUUUUCCUCAACAAACCCAAUCAAGUCCAGAGGAAGGACGGCAAGAAAGUCGACUUGGCUAUCUUGGAUAACCCUUGGUUCGAGAUCAAGGCUACGACCAAGUUGUUCUUUACGAAGAGAUAUCUUCUCACUGUCCUUUGGAUUGGACAAGCAGUUUUCUCAGAAGCUGUCUAUUUCACAUAUCUUGCUUUAUGGUUUUCUGUCCGCUCUCGAGCAUUGGGGUCGUUCCUAUCUGGUAUUGUAGCUGUUACCUGUGGUAAUUUGCUUGGAUACUAUCUUGACCGGACCUCGAUACCGCUACGUUUCCGUGCUCGUAGUACCUUCUGGACCAUUGUAGUUCUGCAAGGCGCCUGGUGGUUGUGGGCUACCAUCCUGGCUACCGAAUUCCGCUCGACGCAACCAACGUACGACUGGUCGUCGCCUGGUUUCGGUCGCGGCUUUGCAGUCUUCAUUUUCCUGACGGUCGGCUUCCAGCUCAACUACCUCUUCUUGUAUUUCUUCAUUGGGCAGCUUGCAGAGAACGAGCCUGAAGUUAUCCGAUAUGCUGCCCUUCUCAGAGGUACCGAGUCUGCAUGGCAGGCGGUUAGCUACGGAAUCACCUCUGUCACGGUCUUUGCUGAGGUUGGAGCUAUUUACUGGAACUUCGCACUAUGGGCAGUUGCAAUCUGGCCCGCAUGGCUGGUGCUGCGGGAAUUUGGUGAUAAGAAGACUUUUGAGGAUGAAAUCGACGCUAAACCGGUACAAUCGACAGUGGUGGAAUCGCAGAAAGGGGUCAUAGAUUCGAAGUAAGCAUAGAUUCUCUCUGAAUUAUAAGAGAAGGAAGAAGAUCUAGGUGGCGAGUGUUGAAGACGGCAUGGUAGAAUUUAGAUGAGAUUUACUA
Messenger RNA from Boeremia exigua, 1807 nucleotides. RefSeq names its product major facilitator superfamily domain-containing protein. NCBI's taxonomy places the organism in Eukaryota, Fungi, Ascomycota, Dothideomycetes, Pleosporales, Didymellaceae. The record is from RefSeq and is a predicted model, not a curated record. The transcript has 6 exons. The coding region runs from base 310 to 1716 and encodes 468 amino acids.